Juglans regia (Persian walnut) is the source of this 4366-nucleotide messenger RNA. RefSeq lists its product as uncharacterized. Gene Ontology annotation, molecular function: ATP binding; protein binding; protein kinase activity. Gene Ontology annotation, biological process: protein phosphorylation; signal transduction. Bases 406 to 4164 code for a protein of 1252 amino acids. NCBI's taxonomy places the organism in Eukaryota, Viridiplantae, Streptophyta, Magnoliopsida, Fagales, Juglandaceae. The record is from RefSeq and is a predicted model, not a curated record. Gene Ontology annotation, cellular component: cytoplasm. The transcript has 9 exons.
GUGAGGGAAAGUUUAAAGAUACGGGUUCUUUGAGCUUUGACGGAGACUCUUGUUCAUGUACAGUAAUGACCUGUUCUCUCAAUCCCUCUUGAACUAUAACCAGAACUGAGAACUAGUUAAAAAGCAUUGCUCUCUCUUAACAGUGUACUAUGUCUUGAAGAUUCUCAAAUUAUUGGAGGUUGCUUUCACCUGUUUUAGGAUUGCUGAAACCUCUGGGUAUCUCUAUCAGGCUUUAAUCUUACAGCAAGGCUGUAAUUUGGUAUGUUUUAGAUGCGUUGUUUGUACAUGCAUGUACUGUGUUGUUCACUUGGGGAAUCAUAGUGAAGUUUCUGUUAAAUGGAGUGAAAAGCAGACAAUGGUUUGAUGGAACAAUAAAGUAUACAGAAGCAGUUUCCUUACUAUUACAUGGAUCCUCGAAAUGAGGAAUCCCAGCCUGCCUCUGAGUCAUUUAUGCAGGACCCUCCGAAUGGGAUGCAUUCUAAUAUUAGACCUCCCGACCUUAAUGUAUCUAAAUUUAAACCAGUUAAUUACUCCAUACAGACAGGUGAGGAGUUUGCUCUUGAAUUCAUGCUCGAUCGGGUGAAUCUAAGGAAGCCUUUGCUUCCAAAUAAUGAUCCCAAUUAUGCAACUGGUUAUACAGAAAUAAAAGGCAUUUUAGGCAUCAGUCAUACAGGCUCUGAAAGUGGAUCAGAUAUUUCAAUGCUGACCACAGUUGAAAAAGGGCCAAAAGAAAAAGAGUUUGUGAGAAAUAACUCUUCUUUACAUGAAGAUAGAAGUAACUAUGGUUCACUUCAGUCAGUGCCACGAACUUUGUCAGGUUAUGACAGUAGUAGAGGAGUUGUUCGUGGCUAUACCUCUUCUGGAGCCUCCGAUAACUCCUUGAUAAAAAUGAAGGUUCUCUGCAGCUUUGGUGGAAAAAUCCUACCUCGGCCAGGUGAUGGAAAGCUGAGGUAUGUUGGAGGUGAAACACGCAUUAUCUCCAUAAGGAAGGAAAUUUCUUGGCAAGAGCUGAUGCAGAAAAUGCUAUCGAUUUAUGACCAAGUUCAUGUUAUUAAGUAUCAGCUUCCUGGAGAGGAUCUUGAUGCCUUGGUUUCUGUUUCAUGUGAUGAGGAUCUGCAGAAUAUGAUGGAGGAGUGUAAUGAACUAGAGGAUGGGGAAGGAUCACAGAAACUUAGGAUGUUUCUGUUCUCCAUGUGUGAUUUGGUUGAUGUUCAGUUGGGUCUGGGCAAUGUGGAUGGCGAUUCUGAGGUUCAGUAUGUGGUUGCUGUCAAUGGCAUGGACAUUGGAUCAAGAAAAAACUCAACCCUGCAUGGCCUGGCGAGCUCUUCAGCAAAUAUUUUAGAUGUGUUAGAUGGACACGAUGUUGAGAGGGAAAGUAGGCCUGUUGUAGACUCAAUAGGGGUCUUCACUCUCCCAUUGACUGGCACAAUUGUCUCAUCAUCGACUGUUCAGUCUUCACAAGCAAUUCUACCAAGUUCCUCAGAUAUUUAUGAACCCCAUCAACAGUUUUACCAAGGGCAGAUGACGUAUUAUGGAGAGUCUCAGCAGUAUCCUUUGCACCAUGACCAGGCUUCUCAUAACUCCCCUUUUGGGGGAAUUACUACAUCAGUUCCUUCUCAUGGGCUUAUGAAUCAACAGGGAGGCUUGACUGAAGGGCAACCAUUUACCGGCCUACAGGUACAGAAUUUGGAGAUAUCUGGAAAGCAGCUGAGACCAAAACAUGAUGCAUCCAUUCAGCAAAAGAGUGCCACCAAAAAAGUCUUCUCCUCGGAGAAAGAUUACAAUGUUCAUUUACCGUCACAUGAUGUUAACUUGAUAGAUAAUCUUACUGUUGAAGAAGCAGGGGUCUUGAUUACUGCACCUGAAGGAGAUAUACCUUUAUUGGCUUCAAGAACUGAGGUGCAGCACAAGGAAGCUGAAAAAACCUCUUCAUCUGUUGAUGCUGGAAAUCCUGUGCAAGUUCCUAAAUCUAGCGAUGAUGACCAUUAUUCCAUGUCUGGUAUUGCAUUUGCUCCUGGUUAUGCUGAGUCUGAGUCCAGUGCGAUUGAUUUGAGUUACCUUGAAACACAAGUACAUCCUCAGAGAUUCUACUAUUCGGAAAGAAUUCCCAGGGAGCAGGCAGAGUUGCUGAAUCGAUUGUCAAAGUCGGAUGAUUCACAUGGUUCUCAGUUUCUCAUACCUCACUCACGUUCUAAUAUCGUUGAGCAGGAUUCAAUUACAGAAUGCAUUGACAAAUUGCAUGACAGUGAUCUGCCUCCCCAGACUGAACAGUCCACCUCAACAGCAAAGCCGUUGUUUACAGAUACUCAUACCAUUGAUGAUGGACUUGCCCCACUUCAAAAGUACAAAGAGUUCACUGAUGCAAUUUUUCAGAUGAACUCAAAGCUUUCACAGGAUGAAGAUUAUGAUUUGAACCAUGAAUUUGUAAACCAUGUGAAUAAUGAAGAUGCUGUAAAUGAGAAUACUGUUCUUAAGUCUGACUAUGCGACAAACUGCAGUAAGGAUCGAGAUGAGAAACCCCUGGCUGAGGAACCAGGAGAAGCUGGAUCAGAACUUCCUGCUUUGAGUCAGGUAGCUCCCUUCAAGCACCAUAAGAAUAUAACAUCUGAUCUACCGGACGACACAAAGGGACAUGCACAGCCUUUCUAUUGGAUGGGAAGCACAAAUGAAGAUGUUUCUCAAGACAUUCCCUCAGGAGGUGAAUCCAAACCUGUACAGGGAGACAUCCUUAUUGAUAUUGAGGACAGAUUCUCUCGUAAUUUUUUUUCUGAUAUGUUCUCAAGAGCAGUACUUUCUGAAGACUCCUCUGGCGUUAGUCCACUGCAUAAAGAUGGAGCUGGCUUGAGCAUAAACUUGGAGAAUCAUGAACCUAAGCAUUGGUCAUAUUUCCAGAAAUUGGCACAAGAAGGACUUGUUCAAAAAGAUGUAUCUCUUAUUGACCAGGAUCAUUUUGGUUUUUCACCUGCGGUCAGAAAAGUUGAAGAAGGAGAUCAUGUGUCACAUCCUCUUAAGCCUUCAACAACAGAUGGAGUUCCUCAUAGCCAUGUGGAUUCCCAACUCAAUUUUGAUGAAGCUAAUCAGAAAGAACCUGGAAUGCUUGGAGACAGUGAAGUUCUGCAUUCAAAUUAUGGUCAUUCCCAAGUGAAGGGCACUGAAAGUAUGCAUUUUGAUAGGAUGAUGGAAAAUCUAAGAAUGCCAGAGUCAGAGUAUGAGGAGGGGAAGCUUGAAUCCAGAAAUAUUGGUCUACCUCCUCUAAAUCCUUCCCUGGAAGAUUUUGAUAUCAGUACUUUGCAGAUUAUAAUGAAUGAAGAUCUUGAAGAGCUGAAGGAACUGGGUUCUGGUACCUUUGGGACUGUGUAUCAUGGAAAAUGGAGAGGAACGGAUGUUGCCAUUAAGAGAAUAAAGAAGAGCUGCUUCACGAGUCGAUCAUCAGAGCAAGAGAGAUUGACUUUAGAGUUCUGGCGGGAAGCUGAUAUUCUCUCCAAGCUUCACCAUCCAAAUGUGGUGGCAUUUUAUGGUGUAGUGCAAGAUGGGCCAGGGGGAACAUUAGCAACUGUGACGGAGUACAUGGUGGAUGGUUCUCUUAGACAUGUUUUAGUUCGCAAGGAUAGGCAUCUUGAUCGCCGCAAGAGACUGAUAAUUGCCAUGGAUGCAGCAUUUGGAAUGGAAUAUUUACACUCAAAGAAUAUUGUGCAUUUUGAUUUGAAAUGUGACAACUUGCUUGUGAACUUGAAAGAUCCUUUACGACCAAUUUGCAAGGUUGGUGAUUUUGGCCUGUCAAAAAUCAAGAGAAAUACCCUGGUUUCGGGCGGUGUACGUGGAACCCUACCAUGGAUGGCCCCGGAGCUGUUGAAUGGUAGCAGCAAUAAGGUCUCUGAAAAGGUUGAUGUGUUUUCCUUUGGUAUUGUCUUGUGGGAGAUUCUCACUGGGGAGGAGCCAUAUGCAAACAUGCAUUAUGGUGAAAUCAUAGGAGGUAUCGUGAACAACACAUUGAGGCCAAUCAUCCCAAGUUAUUGUGACCCUGAAUGGAGAAGACUAAUGGAGCAGUGUUGGGCCCCUAAUCCAGCAAUCAGGCCAUCCUUCACAGAAAUUGCGAGUUGUUUACGUGUCAUGUCUGCCGCAGCUAGCCAAACCAAAGCACAUGGUCAUAAGCCAUCUAAAUAAUGUAUUGUUUAAUUUGAUUGUCCCAUUGUCAUCUUGUACUAUAUUAGUUGCAGCCUUUGAAGGAUUAAUUAGCUCCCAUAAUUUUUCCCCUCAAAAUGGAAUAGCUUCUUAUCUCAAGUAAAUCUCUCUCAACAUUUUAUUUUUCCUCACAUAGUUCAAUGGAUUUGAGUUAUUUCAUGAUAGAAACACAAAAGUUCCAUUC